Arabidopsis arenosa is the source of this 1630-nucleotide messenger RNA. Lineage: Eukaryota; Viridiplantae; Streptophyta; Magnoliopsida; Brassicales; Brassicaceae. The record is from the annotation of a GenBank genome assembly.
AAUUCUCUGGCAGAUUCAAAACUCAGAAGAAAGCUCAUGGACCAAUUUGUGAAUGAUGCAACAUACGGCCUCUUUAUGAGGACCGCAGAUCCAUUAUUAGAUCCGCUUCCGCUUAGAUACCCUCACAACUUGACAAGAUCUCUUCCGGAAGGGAUCACGCCCAAGGAGCUUGGUAUUAUUAAUCUCACAGCUCAGUUCAUGGCGGUUUUUGGGAUUUUCUUCCAGCGGGCUCUGAUUAAGACGGUGAUUACUGACCCUCGGUUUGACUUCAUGAUCAAGGCACCUGAUGAUUGCAAGAACUCUGUUUACUAUGGGCUCCUCGCUGGCUAUAUGCCAACUGAUGAUAGCAAGUUCUCUUUUUACUGUCGUCUCUUUCGUGGGUACUUGGCUGUAUCAAAGCCUUGCCAAGACCUGACUAAGAAUGCUGGUGCUAGUCCCGAGACUGUUCUUGAGGGGUUUUUCCAUCUUCUUGCUCUAUUGGAGGAUGAGGAGAAGAUUGGUAUGGUUGAUUUGCAUGUUUUUGAGUUUCUUGCUAAAACGUUGGGUUAUUGGACAUUACCACCUGGACACCUUUCAGAUAUGCUGCAUUCUCCGAUGAUUGAACUUCUUAGGACACCAAUUCAUGGUAUGCCAAUGCCAGACGAUUGGCAUGACAAGAUAAGGGUCAUGGAAACUGAAAUCCAUGAUGUUGAAAGCCGCCGCACUUGGAGGAACUCUGUUUCUUAUCAUGCAUGUUACCAGCAAAUGCAGAUCCUAAGUCAGGAGGAUCAUGCCUUUUGCGAGCAUCCCAAGGACUUGCAGCAAAACAAUUCUAACGACCAAGGUCCCUCGGCGCAUUCGCUUCCAUCUCCCUGGAGUGGUCUGCCGCUUCCCGAGUUCACAAGCUUAAUUCCUGAAGGGAUCACGCGCCAGGAGCUUGGUAUUAUUAAGCUCACAGCGCAGUUUGACGGUGUUUAUGGGAUCUACUUUCGGGAAGAGAUAGAGAAGCUGUUGAUUGAAGACCCUCGGUUUGCCUUCCUCAAGCCAACUGAUAAUAGCAAGUACUACUCUUUCUUCUCUAAUCUUUCUCUUGGGUAUGAUAUGGUAUUAAUACCUUCCCGAAAGAAGGGUGAGGCAUUAUUACCUAAUCGAAAGAUGAGUGGGUCUCCUAGUUUGGAGACCGUUCUUGAGGGCUUUUGGAAUUUGUUUGAAAUGGUUGAGGAGGGAGUGGACAUGGGUAUUGUUGAUUUGCAUGCUUUUGAGUUUUUUGCCAACACGGAGGAUCAAGAGUUGAAUCUACCACAUCAAUACCUUUUAAUGAUCAUGUACCCGCUGGUACCUCCGUUUGCUCAUUUGCAAGCUCGCAUGCCUCGAGGCUAUUAUCCACUAGCCCCUCCACGUGAUCUCCCAAACCCAAAGAGACUAAAGCUUGACAAGGACUCAAGCAGGCCCGGGUUGGUUGAACAGUCUUCUUUGUCAGAAGGUGGUGGUGGAGAAAAAGAAGGAGAAACAAGCCUACAGGGGGGCAAUGCUUUUUAAUCUUUUGUUUAAUACUAGCUAUAGAUGUUGGUGGCCUAAAACUAAACACCAUUAAAAUGUUUUUGUUUUGUAUGUGCAGCUUGAUGCUUGGUAAUAACUUAUCUUUAAUAUG